UAACUCAGCUUUAGCGUUUUAUUUUAGCAGACGAAAUUGCAUCUUAAUUCUAGAUCUAUUACAUUUGCACUUGAUCUUUCCGGCAUUAAUCUUGACUCUAGAUCUAGAUCAGAAUAGUGAAAUAGAAUCUAAUCUAGAAUAGAAGAUCUAGAUCUUGAUGUACUGUAAACUAGCGGUAGUAAAUGGAAGACCAGGUUGUAUCAGAGCAUGCUGUCGAUAUUGAUGAUGAUGAGGAGUCAUUUUUUCAAGAUAUUGAUGUGCUUCAGGAUCAUGGAAUAGUAAGCUAUUAUGAAUAUGGCAGACAUAAAGAAAUUAAAACAAGCUGGUAUUUGUACAGUUAAGGGCAUUCAGAUGUGCACAAAAAAGAAAUUGUGUAAUAUAAAAGGUAUUUCUGAAGCGAAAAUGGAAAAAAUCAAAGAAGCAGCUGCAAAAAUAUGUGGUGAGUCUGGCAUAAUGACCGCUCUUGAAUAUUCAAUUAAAAGAAAACAAGUUUUUAAAGUUUCAACUGGAAGUCAGGAGUUAGACAAGCUAUUGGGAGGUGGUAUUGAAAGCAUGGCUAUUACAGAAGCUUUUGGGGAAUUUAGAACUGGGAAAACUCAACUUUCUCAUACUUUGUGUGUGACAUCUCAAAUUCCAGGGGCUAAAGGCUAUUCAGGAGGAAAGGUUGUUUUUAUUGAUACAGAAAAUACAUUUCGACCUGAUAGGCUUAGAGAUAUAGCAGACAGGUUUAAUGUAGAUCAAAAUGCAGUGCUAGAUAAUGUGUUGUAUGCUAGAGCUUACACAAGUGAGCAUCAGUAUGAACUUUUAGAUUUUGUGGCAGCUAAAUUUUAUGAGGAGCCAGGAGUUUUUAAAAUGUUGAUUGUAGAUUCAAUUAUGGCUCUUUUUCGAGUUGACUUUAGUGGUAGAGGAGAAUUAGCAGACAGACAACAAAAGUUAGCACAACUGUUAUCCAGAUUACAAAAAAUAUCUGAAGAGUAUAAUGUUGCAUGUUUUGUAACCAACCAAAUGACUGCUGAUCCUGGUGCAACAAUGACAUUUCAAGCUGAUCCAAAAAAACCUAUUGGAGGUCAUAUACUUGCACAUGCAUCGACUGUUCGGAUAAUGUUUAGAAAAGGCAGAGGCGAGACUAGAAUAGCUAAAAUCUAUGACAGCCCUGAUUUGCCAGAAAAUGAAGCUACAUUUGCCAUAGGUCUGGGAGGAAUAACUGAUGCCAAGGAAUAAAUAAAUGAAAUUGUGUAGACAUAUUUUUCAAACAUAAUGAUGAUUAAAAAAAAAAAACCAACAAAAUAUGAUUGAAUUCAAGAUUGAAAUGUUUAUUUGAUCUUGCUCUUUUUGAAGUUGUUGAAAAUGUAAAUGUAUUAUAUAUUAUGCUAUACUAAUAAAAAAACAUUUAAAUAAAAGGUUUCAAAUAAUUUGCUUGUUGGAAAUAUAUGUGUGUGUGUGUUUUUUUUAGAUCUUUAUUUUAAAAUAUCAAAUGCUCUGAGAGAAUGCUUGAAUUUUUGCUAGCUUAGUUAACCUAAAAGUGAACAGAAGAUACAAAUAUCAAGAGCUUUAAUUAUUGAUUUAGGAUUAAAUAAUAUAAAAAAAAAGCACCAAUAUGAGAUUAGUCAAUGUAACUAAUCAAUGAAAAUGAUUACAAAACCCUAGAUUUAUGUUUAUUUUACACCUAUAAAUGUGGUUUUAGUGAAACAUUUUCCAUCAGGUUUAACUUACACUAGAAAUACAUUGAUGGGAUAAAUGUCUAUACAAAUAAUAAUUGUAUUGUAUAAUACUAUUUCAAGAAAACUAAACUAUGGCAAACAAUAAAUGCAAACAAAGCAGAUAUAAUGUAAAAUUAUAACAUUUAAGUGCCAUCUUUUUCAAUUGAUAAGGUGUUUUCCUGUCCUGGAUAAUUAAACUACAUUAUACCAUCAAUGCACAGUUAUAACUGAACUUCUAUUCAACAAUGCUCAUCUGAAUUUUUGUGUUUGUAACACAGGGCACUGAAAAUUAGAUUUAUGGA
Biomphalaria glabrata is the source of this 2002-nucleotide messenger RNA. RefSeq names its product meiotic recombination protein DMC1/LIM15 homolog. The transcript is spliced from 14 exons. Gene Ontology annotation, molecular function: DNA strand exchange activity; ATP-dependent DNA damage sensor activity; single-stranded DNA binding. The record is from RefSeq and is a predicted model, not a curated record. Gene Ontology annotation, biological process: reciprocal meiotic recombination; chromosome organization involved in meiotic cell cycle; mitotic recombination. Gene Ontology annotation, cellular component: condensed nuclear chromosome; nucleus. The coding region runs from base 289 to 1221 and encodes 310 amino acids. Lineage: Eukaryota; Metazoa; Mollusca; Gastropoda; Planorbidae.